This is a messenger RNA of Camelina sativa (false flax), 1715 nucleotides long. RefSeq names its product cytochrome P450 71B26. The record is from RefSeq and is a predicted model, not a curated record. Lineage: Eukaryota; Viridiplantae; Streptophyta; Magnoliopsida; Brassicales; Brassicaceae. Gene Ontology annotation, molecular function: monooxygenase activity; heme binding; oxidoreductase activity, acting on paired donors, with incorporation or reduction of molecular oxygen.
UAAUAAAAUAAUACAAUAUACAAAUGGCUAACAUUUUGAUUCUAUCACUUCUCUUCCUAAUCAUCUUUUUUUUUCUCACCGCCUUGAAACAUGCAAAGCGGCGGCAACAUCGAUCAAUACCGUCUCCUCCUGGUUUACCUAUCAUUGGAAACUUACAUCAGCUCGGAGAUUUACCUCAUCGGUCUCUAUGGAAGCUCUCAAAAGAGUAUGGUCCUGUGAUGCUUUUGAAGCUUGGAAAAGUCCCAACAAUUAUACUUUCAUCCUCAGAGACAGCAAAACAAGCUCUAAGAGACCAUGACCUCCAUUGUUGUACCCGUCCUUCCUUAGCAGGGGGACGAGAGCUCUCUUACAACAAUCGGGACAUAUCUUUCUCUCCUUACAAUGACUACUGGAAAGAACUAAGAAAGCUCUGUACUCGAGAAAUCUUCAGUGCUAAAAGAAUUAACUCAACUCAACCCAUCAAGGACGAGGAGGUCAAGAAAAUGAUCCAUUCAAUCGCGGAAUCAGCUUCUCGGAAAACUCCGGUCAACCUGAACGAGAAGUGUCUUGCUUUAAGUGUAAGUAUAGUAUGUAGGACAGCAUUUGGUGUGAUUUUUGAGGGAAAUGUUCUUAGCAAUGACAGGUUCAACAAGCUAAUCCGUGAAGCAUUCGAGAUGUUGGGAAGUUUCUCUGCCUCAGAUUUUAUUCCAUACAUCGGCUGGAUCAUCGACCGGCUCACUGGUAUGCAAGGGCGGAGAGAGAAAACUGGACAAGAUCUCGAUGCAUUCUAUGAACAAAUAAUUGAUCUGCAUAAAGAGGAAAAGGAAGUAGGCAGUGAAGAUUUUGUGGACUUGCUAUUGAAAUUGGAGAAAGAAGAAGCUGUUGUUGGAAAUGACAAGUUCACAAGAAACAAUACCAAAGCAAUCUUGAUGGACAUUCUUUUAGCGGGGAUUGAAACUUCUUCAGGAACCAUGACAUGGGCGAUGGCAGAACUAGCGAGAAACCCGCGAGUGAUGAGGAAAGUUCAAUCUGAAAUCCGAAACAAAUUUGGGAAGAGAGAACUAAUCAGCUUGGAAGACAUCGACCAACUCCAAUACUUGAGAAUGGUAAUUAAAGAAACAUACAGGCUACAUCCUUUAGCACCUCUUCUGCUCCCUAGAGAAGUAAUGACUGAAUUUGAGAUCGAUGGCUACAAGAUUCAACCCAAGACACAUAUUCAUGUCAAUAUAUGGGCUAUUGGGCGUGAUCCCAAUAUCUGGAAAGACCCAGAGGAGUUUCUUCCCGAGAGGUUUUUUGAUAGCAAGAUUGAUACAAAAGGACAGAGCUUUGAGUUAUUAGCCUUUGGAAGUGGCAGGAGAAUCUGUCCUGGAAUGUACAUGGGAGAAACAAUGGUGGAGUUUGGUCUGGCGAAUAUGCUGUACCAUUUUGACUGGCAAUUACAAGAAGGCAUGGAAGUCGAAGAUAUUGACAUGGAAGAAUGUCUUGGAUUCUCUGCGGGAAAGAAAAAUGGUCUUCUACUUCUUCCUGUGAAAUAUUUAGAUCAUUGAUUGAAUAAAUUUUGCAUUUAAUCAUUCAAUGAUCCAAAUAUGGUUUUUGAUUAAAUAAAUUUUAUAUUCAAUCAAACUACAUAUAACACUUCACUACAACUAUUUUAGAAGCUGGAUAUUAUUGUAGCUGAUUAGCCUGAAUAGUCUACGUUCAAUCAAUUAGAAAGUUACCCUAGCUUUGCUUACGAA